AUGGACUGCGAUAAUCGAUUGCUUCUGUCAGUGCUGUUCCUAUCCGUUUAUUGUUUCAGUAUUACACAAGCAUCAGUGGGCUUUUAUGUAGACAAUGAGAAUGCGCAAUCGAUACCACUUGCUGUUAGCAGACAUGGAAGUGCGAGAUUGGAAUCGAAAAUAUUGGAAUUAUUGGGAAUUGAAUAUCCACGACCGCUAGUCACUGGUGUAAAGGAUGACAUAGCUUCUCGUUUUAUGGCAGAUCUAUACCGGAACUUGGAACAUGACGUAGAGUUGAAUCCUGCUUACAAGUAUUUGGCCAGUGGGGAGUUAUUGUCAGCUGAUGAGAAAGAAGCUAUUGAAUUAGGCGAAGCUGAUACAAUUGUUUCAUUCUUACCUCGAGAGCAGAGAACAGUACCAAAUUAUGGGACAAGUUUGCAGUUCGAUCUUGCUAACAUACCGAUAGGUGGCCAGCUUGUGCAUGCUGAACUUCGGAUAUUCUUUAAUGGUUCGAUGAAACCACAACGCAUUUUCGCAACCGUCCCAUAUUUAAGAGAUCUAAGUUAUACAACGACGGUCGAAGCACGUAUAUCAAGUAGUGGACAUUUUAUCAUAAAUAUUACGGAAAUAGUCCUACAAUGGAUUCAUAAUCGAUCAAUUCUUAGUAUCGUAACUUUGUAUGCAGUCUCAGCGCAUGGAGAGAGGAAGCUUUUGGAAAAUUUUGGUGAAUGGCGUGGGUUUGGAAUAGCUUCCUUUGUGGACGGUGGAAAUCAUAUCCACCAGCGCAUUAAACGUGAUGUACCUGAUGAAGCUAAUGUUUUCGAUGAUUACGGAUAUGGCUUUUCGGCAAGGCCUGAUCCACUACGACAUUCAGCUUCUAAUAAAGGUUGUCGUAGGCGAACACUUUACGUGGACUUCAAAGAUCUUGGUUGGCAGGAUUGGGUUAUUGCACCAGACGGUUAUCACGCAUAUUAUUGUGACGGUUUCUGUUCAUUUCCACUGAAUAAUCAUAUGAAUGCAACGAAUCAUGCUAUUGUUCAAACACUUGUUCAUCUUAUCGAUCCAACCAGAACAUCAGAAGCAAAAUGUGCACCUUCGUCGUUACGCUCAAUGAAAAUAUUAUUCAUUGAUAAUGCUCAAAAUGUGGUACUGAAACGCUACAAGGAUAUGCAAGUACGUGAUUGUGGUUGUCAAUAG
Messenger RNA from Cercopithifilaria johnstoni, 1176 nucleotides. The record is from the annotation of a GenBank genome assembly. NCBI's taxonomy places the organism in Eukaryota, Metazoa, Nematoda, Chromadorea, Rhabditida, Onchocercidae.